Messenger RNA from Anguilla anguilla (European eel), 11033 nucleotides. Its product is annotated as pappalysin-1-like. Bases 719 to 5581 code for a protein of 1620 amino acids. Lineage: Eukaryota; Metazoa; Chordata; Actinopteri; Anguilliformes; Anguillidae. Gene Ontology annotation, molecular function: metallopeptidase activity; protein binding. The record is from RefSeq and is a predicted model, not a curated record. The transcript is spliced from 22 exons.
CAACCAGCCUCCAGUGCGGACGCCAGCCCUGCUCUAAGCCUUCUGCUUCUGACAAAUCAAUGAAGAUUCUCAAUGCUGGUUACCCGCUCCCCAUCUCUCUUGAAAUGCUUCUGCGCGGUUCAACUUUCAAACCUGAGACUCAACUUAAGGAACCCAAUUUGGACUUUUAGAGAUGUGGCGGGUCACUUUUAUUUAUUUUCAAUUUUAUUGAUAGUAGGCUAUUUAUUUUUCUGCGAGAUGGACAAGGAAACGGUCUGGAGGAAGCUGUGACAAAUUGUGAACGGUUGAGGUUACCGCAAGUAAAUCCAGACAUGUUUUGGGAACACUGAUUGGAAUAGCUUCUGACCAGUCGAUACAAAAUGAUUACCUAUUAGUCAUCCCUUUUUAAAUAAGUUUAAUUCAAUUGAGACGUGGGACACUUGCACGAAUUAACAUAGUCAUCUCCCCCCUCGGUCCGUGUUUUAGAGUAAUACUUUUUUUGCUUAUAGUGGGGGUAAAAAGGGGGUUGUGCCUUAACAUUAUAAAAAGAAAAAUAACGGCUUAGCCUUAUUGUUUGUGUGUCUUGAAUGUGUUUCUUGUAAAGCUAUUAUAAUGACCAAAUCGAAGACUCUGGGAAGAGGAAGACGUUUAUAGGGGGGAAACUAGGAGAUAGGAUUCUGUGACUUUAUUUAUUGCUAUCGUUAGUUAUUUUGAACAUUUCUCUUCACCCCUGUUGAAAAUGAAACUUUUGACAUCGCUCCCCUGGCUUGCCUGCCUCGUGGCUUUCCUCCUGUCUUGUGGAUCAGAGUGUGGAAUCGUCCGGGGUAAGGCGAGAUCUAAAAGAGACUUGGUGCGCAUGAGGGAAGCCAAAGCCACCUUCCCCGGGGCGUGUGCCACGCGACUGCCCCGGGGAAAGCGUUCUCUCCCUGGAAUGGAACGGCGGUCGCCUCGCCAGUCGCAGGCUGGCUCUUCGGGUCGGCACAAAGCGGUGUAUUUUACCGGCAGAGGGGACCAGCUCCGACUCAAGCCAGGUGUUGAGAUACCUAGAGGAAAUUUUACCCUGGAAAUGUGGAUCAAACCUGAGGGAGGUCAGCGUUCACCGGCUAUAAUAGCAGGUCUGUUCGACAAGUGCUUCUACGCCUCCAGCGACCGCGGGUGGCUGCUGGGCAUCCGGGCGGCGGGCGAGCAGGGCAACCGGGACCCGCGCUUCUUCUUCUCCCUCAAGACGGACCGGGCGCACAAGGCCACCUCCGUCGCCGCCAACGCCCGCUACCCGCCGGGCCAGUGGACGCACCUGGCGGCCUCCUACAGCGGGCAGCAGAUGCGCCUGUUCGUCAACGGCGCCCAGGCGGGCGUGAGCCGCGAGCAGUCGGGCGAGGUCUUCAGCCCGCUGACGCGCAAGUGCAAGGUGCUGAUGGUGGGCGGCAACGGCCUCAGCCACAACUACCGGGGCGCGGUGGAGGGCGUGUCCCUGUGGGGCCGGGCGCGGGAGCAGCGGGAGAUCGCCCGGGCCGCCCGCGCCCGCCGUCGCCCGGGCGACCCCGACGGCCUGGUCGUCCACGAGACCUUCGAGCACCCCGCCCGCAAGUGGCUGACCAUGAAGGACGGCGUGUUCCCCCGGCCCGUGCCGGGGAACCCCGGCGGCUCCCUGGACACCUCCCUGGACCCGCCCGCCUGCGGCCAGACGGCGUGCGACAACGUGGAGGUGGCGGCCAGCUACAACCGCUUCUGGGAGUUCCGCAGGCCCAAGACGGUGCGCUACCGCGUGGUCAACGUCCACGACGACGCGCACCCCCGCCGCGCCCGCCCCACCGUCACGGCCAAGCAGAUCGAGCUGCAGCACCGCCACCUGAGCGAGGCCUUCGCCCCCUACAACGUCAGCUGGGAGCUGAGCGUGCACAACGUCUACAACGCCUCGCUGCGGCGCCGCCUGGUGCUGGCCAACUGCGACGCGGGCAAGGUGGGCGACGAGGAGUGCGACCCCGAGUGCAACCACACGCUGACGGGCUUCGACGCCGGCUACUGCCGCCGGCAGCGGGCCGACUGCCCGCCGGGGAAGGCCGGGGACGGCGUCUGCGACCCGCCGUGCAACUGGGACGGCCACGCCUACGACGGCGGGGACUGCUGCAACCCCAACGUCACCGACGUCACCAAGACCUGCUUCAACCCCGCCUCGCCGCUCAGAGCGUAUUUGGACGUGAAGGAGCUGAAAGACAUCUUGAAGCUGGACGGCUCUACGCACCUCAACGUCUUCUUCGCCAACUCCUCGGACGAAGACCUGGCGGGAGUCGCCACCUGGCCAUGGGACAAGGAGGCCCUCACGCAUUUAGGCGGGAUUGUGCUGAACCCCUCCUUCUACGGAACGUAUGGCCACACCCACACCAUGAUCCACGAGAUCGGCCACAGCCUGGGGCUGUACCACGUCUUCCGCGGGAUCUCCGAGAUCGAAUCCUGCAACGACGCCUGCCUGGAGACGGAGCCGUCCAUGGAGACAGGCGACCUGUGCGCCGACACCAACCCCACGCCCAAAUACAAGCACUGCCGGGACCCGGAGCCUGGCAACGACACCUGCGGGCACUGCCACUUCACCCAGACGCCCUUCAACAACUACAUGAGCUACACGGACGACGACUGCACCGACUCCUUCACGCUCAACCAGGUGUCCAGGAUGCACUGCUACCUGGACCUGAUCUACCAGUCCUGGCAGCCCGACAGCAAGCCGCCGCCGGUGCCUCUGGCGCCCCGUGUGGUCGAGCAGGAGAACGACGCCCUCACGCUGGAGUGGUUUCCACCAAUCACGGGACAGUUCUACGACAGAGAAGUGGGAUCUGUGUGUGAUAAAUGCACGGAGGGGCGGGUCCUCCUGCAGUACGCCUCCAACGCCUCCUCGGCCCGCCCCUGCGCCCCCUCCGGACACUGGAGCCCCCGCGAAGCCGAGGGUCCGCCGGACGUGGAGCAGGCCUGCGAGCCCAGCGUUCGCACCUGGAGCCCCAACGCGGGGGCGGAGCCCAGCAGCGUGGGGUCCCCGCCCUGCCCCCUGCAGGGCUGCAUGCUCCAGCUGGAGUUCGCCCUCCCGCUGGUGCCCGACGCCCUCACCGCCUGGGUCACCUUCUUCUCGUCCGACGAGGCGGCCCCGCCCGCCCUCCACGACGUGGUCCUGCUGACCGUCGCCGGGGGCAACGUGUCCCUGGGCCCCAGCGCCGUGUUCUGCGACACGCCCCUGACGCUCCGGCUGGACGUGCAGGAGGAGGUGUACGGCGUGCGCUUCUACACCGCCGAGCAGCACCUGGAGAUCGACGCCGCCAUGCUGACGUCCCAGCCCGACUGCCCGCUCUGCCGGGGCUGCGAGCCCCUCCGCUACCGCCUCCUCCGCCGCCCGCCCUUCUCCCACGCCCCCGAGGGCCACGCCCUGCCCGCCUCCAGCCGCAGAUACGUGGACAGGGACGUGGUGCCCGGCGUGGAGUACACCUACCAGGUGGUGACCGUCUCCAGGACGGCCGAGAGCGAACCCUCGCCGGCGCUGACCCACCAGCUGGGGGCGCACUACUGCGGGGACGGCCGGAUCCAAAGCGUUUCAGGGGAGGAGUGCGACGACAUGAACGCGAUGAACGGGGACGGCUGCUCCAGCCGCUGCCAGAAGGAGCCGCUCUUCAACUGCGUCGGGGAGCCCAGCCUGUGCUACUUCUACGACGGGGACGGCGUGUGCGAGGACUUUGAGCGGGAGACCAGCGUGCGGGACUGCGGCCUCUACACCCCCAGCGGCUUCCUGGACCAGUGGGCCACGGCGGUGGAGGCAUCCCACGAGGAGCGGCUGUACUGCCCCGCCGAGGUCGCCGUGGGUUACCCGGCGGUGACCAAGACCUGCCAGUCCAGGGUUUUCGACCUGUCAGACGGGAUAUCCCAGUACGCUUGGUUCCCCUGCCGUGAGGCGGAAUUGCCCUCCUGGUACCACCAGUACUGGCUGAAGGCGUACUUCUCUCACCCCAUGGUGGCGGCGGCGGUCAUCAUUCACCUGGCGGCCGACGGGACGGGCUACAUCGACCAGACGCAGUGCAACAUCACCGUCCAGCUGGUGGACACCAAGGAGCAGAUACACAGCUUGGGGGAUUGGCGGCUGAGCUGCAGGAAUAACCCGCUGGUGGUCCCGGUGACCCACGACCUGAGCGCCGCCUUCUACCACACCAAGGCCAUCCUGGUCCUGUUCCGGUCCAACCUGGUGGCCAUCUCCGGCGUGGGCCUGCGCUCCUUCCUCUACUUCGACCCCAUCACCAUCAGCGGUUGCCAGAGCAACGAGAUCUACAACCCCAUGGGUCAAAGCUGCGUCCAUUACUCCUGCGAGGCUGUGGACUGCCCGGAGCCCACGGUUCGGAACGCGGAGGUCCAGUGCAGCGGACCGGGGUACCUGAACGGGGCCCGCUGCACCAUCACGUGUAACCGCGGAUACGUGCUGCAGAUCCACCGGGACGAUGACAUCAUCAAAACGCAGUCCGUCUCCACGGUGACCAUCACCUGCGCCGACGGGAAGUGGAACAAGCAGGCGUCGUGCGAGCCGGUGGACUGCGGCAUCCCGGACAAGUACCACGUGCACCCCGCCCUCUUCCACUUCUCCGAGGGGACCACCUACGGCAGGAGCUGCACCUUCCAGUGCAGGGAGCCCGCGCAGCUCGUAGGCUCUAACAGCACCCUGAUCUGCAUGGAGGACGGUCUCUGGUCUUUCCCCGAGGCUCUGUGCGAGCUUCGCUGCCCGCCGCCGCCGCCGGUGGCCGACGCCGUCCUCCAGACCAAGCGCUGCAACGGCACGGGCCUGAAGGUGGGCACGCUGUGCAAGUACAAGUGCCAGCCCGGAUACCACGUCGCCGGAAAGCCCAAGAGACGGGCGUUUAAGAGGCAGUGCACGGAGGACGGGACGUGGCUGGAGGGGUCCUGCCAGCCGGUGACCUGCGACCCCCCUCCGCCCAUCUUCCACGGCGUGUACCACUGCACCAACGGCUUCCGCUUCGACAGCACGUGCUGGAUCGACUGUGAGGAGGCGGAGCGAUCGGGCCAAUCGCAAGCUCCGUGCAGACAGAGCGCCAAUGUGAUCCGGUGCAAGAAGGACGGGACGUGGACGGGCUCCUUCCAGCUCUGCCCCCAGGCGAAGGGACAGUGCUCCCUGCCCCGAAACCUGAACCCCAGAGUACGGCUCAGCUGCAAGAAAGGCUACGGAAUAGGUGAGGAGUGUGAACUGACCUGUAAGGAGAGGACCAACAACGUGGUCAUUCUGCCCGGCAACAUGACGACCGAGCUCUUAAAGAAACAGCACUGGGUGAACCCAGAGAAAGUCAAGAGCAUCGUCUGUACUAUGGGACUGAAGUGGUACCCGCCCCCUGAAGACCUCCACUGCAUCAAAGGCUGUGAGCCUUUCAUGGGUGACAAUUACUGCGAUUCCGUGAACAACCGGGCCUUCUGUGACUACGAUGGAGGUGACUGCUGCCAAUCUACUGUCAAGACCAAGAAGGUGGUGCCGUUUCCGAUGUCAUGUGACAUCAGAAAAGAGUGCGCCUGCCUGGACCCCAAGGCCCAGGAGAACAGCAAAGGCAACCAACCUCAUUCGCUGGGCUGAGCCCCGCCCCCCUUCUGACCCCGCCCCCAUUGCGCUGAGCCCCACCCACCUGCUCCCCCCCCCCCCCCCUUUCAUGAAGGAGAAGAGUGGAGGAGUAACACGUUUCCUCUCAAACAUGCUGCUUACGGUCUGACCUCUGCACUCAUGCCCAGAUACACACACCCCCCCCCUACCACCCCCCCCUCAGUGAGACAAGCCAGAACCAGAAAAGACUGGUGUGGGAGUGAAGGACGGUACAAGCGAAGGGGUUUUUUUUUUUUAGACAAAAAAACAUGAGAACGGAAGAACACCGGACAGUCGGGCAAAUAAGAAGGAGAAGGAGAAAGAGAAAGAGCGAGUGGAAAGGCAGCUCUUCUUUUAAAUGGCUGCCCCAGACAGAGGAUCCUGAGUUGCAUGUCUUUCUCUCGUUUGGUGACGGCUCUGCGGUUCCGUUUCAUUGUCCGAGCUGCAUGACCUCUUUGUUUUUCUUAAGGUCUGUGGAAAACAUCAAAAAGAAAGUCCAGAGGUUUUGACCAAAUGAAGAAGGCAUGUUUUUUUUCUUCCCUCCGAGUAUGUUGCUUUAGUAAAUAAAAUAGGGGGUUACCACGGAGCUGGGGCAGCUCCCUCCCCUGCUCUUGUGUCUCUGACCUCUGAACUUUGACCUCAAGCCCCCGAUGACUGCAAAAAAAGGUUUGCUUCUCGUGCCCUUUGACCUUUCGCGGUGGGAACGGAACGCCUUUCAUUCUACAGACGAGAGAGAGAGAGAGAGACUGUUGCCGUGGACACGUGAUAGGUCGGUAAUACGAUGGGGAGCUAUGUGGGCGUUCGGGUCACUAGACGCAAAAUACGGAGGAAAAAGUUGGAGGGAAAAAAGGUUGAAAAUAGAAAACGAGGUGAGAAAAGGGGGCUGUUUCCAAAUGUUUGAGGAGGAUGACAGGUGGUGUUAGCGUAGCCGUUGCUGCUAAUGCUAGUGCUACUGGUUGCCUCCAUGUUACCUGUCACACAACCAACCUUCUGACCCCACCGACUGUACACUGAACGGCCAGACAAAGCCAAUCUACAAUACACCUGCACAUCUACAAUACACCUGCACAUCUACAAUACACCUACACAUCUACAAUACACCUGCACAUCUACAAUACACCUACACAUCUACAAUACACCUGUACAUCUACAAUACACCUGCACAUCUACAAUACACCUACACAUCUACAAUACACCCAUCUACAAUACACCUACACAUCUACAAUACACCUGCACAUGUACAAUACACCUGCACAUCUACUAUACACCUGUACAUCUACUAUACACCUGCAUAUCUACAAUACACCUGCACAUAACCUGCACAUCUACAAUACACCUGCACAUCUACAAUACACCUGCACAUCUACUAUACACCUACACAUCUACAGUACACCUGCACAUCUACUAUACACCUGCACAUCUACAAUACACCUGCACAUCUACUAUACACCUACACCUCUACAAUACACCUGCACAUCUACUAUACACCUGCAUAUCUACAAUACACCUGCACAUCUACUAUACACCUACACAUCUACAAUGCACCUGCACAUCUACUAUACACCUGCAUAUCUACAAUACACCUGCACAUCUACUAUACACCUACACAUCUACAAUACACCUGCACAUCUACUAUACACCUGCAGAUCUACUAUACACCUACACAUCUACGAUACACCUGCACAUCUACUAUACACCUGCACAUCUACGAUACACCUACACAUCUACAAUACACCUACACCUGCCCAUCUACGAUACACCUGCACGUGUACAGUGCAUCUUGUCUGUGCAGCAGGUAGCUGGCUAACCUGGGUAAAGUCUUUCUUGUGCUUGAUUAACAAGUAUGUUGAUUAUCUGAUGAAUCCAUGCACAUUUUUUUUAGUUUAGUAAAAACAAGUAAAACUUAAAGGUAGAUUUUCCCAAAGUGCAAUAAAGAUUAUCAAAAAAAAGCAAAUGUGUGCAUUUUCUUGUAACUUUAGAAUAUGCACAGAUUGACUGUUCUUCAUGACUUCGACAAGCCUUGGUUUUUUAGGCACCGAACAUAAAGAACAAAUGCAGUUAUACAAAUUAAUUAUAUGCUAAGUAAACAAACUGUCACAUGAUUAUUUCAAACAAUCUGGGCAAUUGCUGCAGAAUUCUAAGAUGUGGCCUGAUGUAGACGUAGGUGUUUUUACCACAAAGCCAAGUAGAGGAAGGCAAACGGUGAGGAUCGGUAUGGAUUUAGAAGAUAAUUAACUGCCUUUUUCCAGUCAAGAAAAACGAAUGUAAAGAGAAGGAGAGCAAAAAUGUAUUAAAGUAGGAGCUGCCACUGAUCUGUGCAGAAAUAUCACAUAAGGGGGGGGGGGGGCACAGUUUUGACUUGUAUGCAAGCAUACAUACAGGCACACACACACACACACACGUACUUAUAUGCGUACAUGCAUGCAUAUAAAUAUAUACAUGCAGAUACAUAUACACGCCUGUGUAAAUGCACAGGUACCUUUUGAAGUCCUCUGUUCUCGUCAGUAUUAUUUUGUGGGGUUAUUAUCGCUGUUGUUGCUGUUAUUGAUGUGUCGGGUGCCCAGUUCCUUUGCCUUAGGCGGAUGUAAGCAGCCUCGUGCGUUCUUCGUGGAGCACAGUGGGACCUUGAGAAUGUACUUCAGGACACGGAUGUAAUCUCUUGAAUGUAGACGGCAUGUAACAUAAAUUUGUCUCGCACCUCGUGACGCGUUUGGAAAAGACAGUGAUUCUGUCGCUUCAGUGGUUCGCUCUGUAACUCGUUAACAGCUUUCCAGCCAAAUUCUGCCUUUUACACUUUGUCACACACACACACACACACACACGUAUGCACACACGCACACAUGCACAUUUCUGUUGCUCUGUGAAGGAUUUGGGGCUUGUGAUUUUCCCACAAUGCAUCUUGCUAUUCUUGAUGUUUGCUGGUGUGUUCUCGGCCCAGUGUGCAGUGAAUGAAGUCCUUUCAAAGGGGUCCUUUUUUUUUUGGCCUUCUACUAGUGUCGUUACUGGUGUCACCUGCAGUACCUACAGCUUGGCCAGGUUGCAUUCUGGAUAGUGAAGCCUCCAUUAGAUUAGUGUUUGUCCUUUACUUCAAGUUAUUUGGAUGGUCACCGAAGAGAGCCAGGUCCUGAAAAAGAAAAUGUGUUUUUCUAACGUGUGUUGCUCAGAUGGAAUGACAGACCACACUAGGGUUACGUCGCGUUGACUCAUGAGAGUCAGGCCAAAAAAAGGUGAAUCCAAAAAAUAAAAUAAAAAAAUAAACAGGUGGGUCUCCAAGCCUGGUCACGAAGAGGCACAUAAUUUGUCAGUUAAAGAGGUUGAUUUAGCUAUCAACUUCCCUCGCCUGGUUUUUUGAGUCUGAACUGGUUUUCUGAUUAUAAAGAGAAAAUGAGAUAGGUUGUUCUUCGGAGGUAAAGAAAAAAGUAAUAAUAGGUGAGUUUUUUUUUGCGCUAAUUUUCUGUACAUAAGACGUGUGUUUGUACCCACUGAUGCCUAGUGUUUUUUUCCUUGGGUUUGGAAGGUUAAUAAGGUUACUGAACCACGUAAAUGUUUUUUGGUUUUUUUGUUUAUUGUUCUGGGUUUCAUUUUUACAUGAAUUGUACUCAUAACUCAUAUUUCAUCAGUAUUUGUAUCAGCUCUGGACCUCGGCUACUGCACUUUUUAAAAUCAUUUAAGAAAUAAGAAAAAAAAAAGAAAAAACAAAUUAUACUUUUAGAAACGCUGCUAUGGUCAAACAGGUAAUUUGUUCGUGUAUUAUUAUUAUUAUUAUUAUAGGUUAUCUGAUUACUAUGUGUACUAUAUGUAUAACAAUUCUCAAUAUUAUAUCAAUAUUACUUUUAUUUCCGUUGGCUUAAAAUUGAAUUUAUUCAAUACAGAAGACGUAAGUUAAUAAGAAAUAUGACUUACGUGUGCACUCACUCUCCGAUUCAUUCACAAAUCUUAUGCCUUACGCUUGUAAGAUUCUGCACUGGAAUCAGAAUAACCACCAAACUUAAAGAUUAAAUAGGAUUAGGAAGAUCCGCACUGAGAAUACAAUGAUUUGGCAUCUUGGCGCAGACUUGUCUUUCAACGGUUUAAAUAUUCCUGAAACCUGAAUAUUUUCUGGUUUUCCACCAGAUUCAACAUUCCAUGUAAUUAGUAGCUGUGUAGCUAGCUGAGGGGUAACUUUGGCCUUCUAUGAUUCCAGUUGCUAAGUAGAGGAGACCAAAGUUUCAUUUCCUGAAUCACCAGUAGGACUCUUCCAGAGACAAAGCAGGUACAAAACUAGGGAAAGAGAGAAGGAACAAACAACUCAGACAAGAUAAGGGGGGGAGGGGGGUAGGGGUUGUAUUUGCAAGCUGACUGAGACGCCUCAGAAAAAAGCAACUAAAAUCAAAUGAAGAAACUUUUUUUUUUUUUAAUUUUUUUUUUUAACAAAUCCUCAGACAAAAUAUAGCAAGCAAACGCAACUCUCGGAACAGGCCAUAGCUUUAACAAAGAAAUGUAGAUACAAAUGUAUUUGUUUUUGUUCAGUAUAUUUCCCUAGUUUUAUCUAAUGUAUUAUAUUGGUAUUGGCAUAUUAUAUGUAUUUAUUUGCUGCUUUCUAAUGAGGUGCUGCAUUGCUGGUGAUGGCGUAUGCGUAUCUUUUGUUCUGUAUUCAGUGUCUUUGGAGAUUUACAUUCUGUGUUUUGUCUGCAAAUCAACAAUCCAAAACUGCGAUUUUCCCCCUCUUUCCCUUCUGUCAUUUUUACUUGUUCAGUCAAGAUGCAGUUCAUUGCUUUUUUUUUCUCUAAAUAUCUUAUUCUCCCCCCCCAUAUUCCCUUCAAAACCAUGAAAGAUAUUUAAAAUCGGAUGAUGUCUGAAAGAAAAAAAGAAAAAAAAAAGAGCGGAAAAUAUGUUAACCAUCUACUGUAAACACGGCUAAAUUGCUUUUGUUUUUGUUUUGUUUUGUUUGUUUUCUGUACCUCGUGCCUGUAAUGUUUGCUGCUUCUAUAUUUACCGAUUUUAGGUGUUUAAAUCUCCAAUAUAUAGUGCUGUAAAUAGUAGAAUUAUUUAUUGAGAUUGUCAUACAUUUUUUAAAUUAUUUACUUUGUUCAUCUAAAUUAUUUUUUACUUUGCAGUUUCUUUCAUAAACUUCAGUGCAAAUGGAAUCUGAACUGCCCUUUACUGGGGCCCAUUUUGUUUCUUUUCAUUGUCCUGUCAUAAAAUACUGGCCUUAACUGCAUGAAAAACAAAACCUAACGGUAAGAAGUCGUUAAUAUUCGAGUAUUUGUUCACUGAACUGUCCUCUAAAAUUUUAUAGCUUUUGCUCCUCUUAUGAUGCAAAUUGAAUGUUGUACUAAAUUUUGUCUAUUAUUGAUUUGAGUGCAAAAGCCUGUGUCUGUAUGAAUAUGAAUAUAGACUUCUGUGUCAUUCCUUUUCUCCUCCUCUUCUGUAUUUCUUCCCUGCAAUAUAUACAUGUAUCUGAAGCUCA